AAAAAUAAGUGGCAUGAGGACCCUUCGAGCUCCUCUGUAUUUCAACCGAGCCAUAAAGCUAGUGUUGGGGCACAGUUCUGGCAAAAGAUUAGGGAAGAGUAUAAACUGGCCGAAAUGAUUAAUGAACCUUCGGUUCACAAUUAUCAACCGACACUCACGAAUGGAAGGAAUAACGUUAAUGUAAGCAGAACUACUAAUGGUGGAACUUUCAAUUCCGGACCGUCUGAAAAAAAUAUAUCAAAAAGAGAUCGGGAAGAG
Funneliformis caledonium is the source of this 258-nucleotide messenger RNA. The record is from the annotation of a GenBank genome assembly. Lineage: Eukaryota; Fungi; Glomeromycota; Glomeromycetes; Glomerales; Glomeraceae.